Metarhizium acridum CQMa 102 is the source of this 5364-nucleotide messenger RNA. RefSeq names its product nuclear pore complex subunit. The record is from RefSeq and is a predicted model, not a curated record. Lineage: Eukaryota; Fungi; Ascomycota; Sordariomycetes; Hypocreales; Clavicipitaceae.
AUGGCUCUCUUCGGCCAGUCGAACACUGGCGCUAGCUCGUCGCCCUUUGGGCAGCCUGCUCAGAAUCAACAGCAGGCUCAAGGCGGCGGUGGCAUUUUUGCUGCUGCAAACAAACCUACGGGUGGAGGACUUUUUGGACAAUCGACACAGCAGAACACGACCCCUACAACUGGUACAACUGGAGGAGGCAUCUUUGGCGCUGCACAACAGAAUAAACCCGCUACGGGGGGGGUUUUUGGAGGCGGACAGCAGCAGACUGGAACUACGGGUGGCGGGUUAUUUGGGCAAACACCACAAAGCCAAACGACGGGCACGACUGGAGGCGGCAUCUUUGGCUCACAGCCUCAGGCUCAGCAGCAGCAGCAGCCUUCUCUGUUCGGAGGAACAACCGGAUCUUCACUUUUUGGCGGUGCCUCUGCAGCACCACAGACGGGCGUCUUUGGAGGUAGUACUUUGGUAGGAAGCUCAGCCCAGCCCUCUGCGUUUGGCUCGACAGCGACUGUCGGUGCCACGCAGCAGCCUCAGCAAAAUGCUGGUUUGUUAGGUGGUAGUCUCUGGGGUGCCUCGACUCAGACAGCUCAGCCUCAAGCUUCCCAAUCGCAGCAACCCGCGGGUGCUUACUUUGACAGUUUGUUUGCCAAAACACAGAAAGAGGGUGGCGCCAAGACCAAUAUGGAGGACCUCCCUAGCCUCGAGCUCGGCCUAGGUGAUUUGCGACAUCGUCUGAGGAAACUUCAGUCCAAGCAGAACGAGAAGCCUCUGGACGGUAAAGCUCAUUAUUUGCUCGCUGCCUCGGGAGUAGAUCCUGCCGCGGCUGCCAAGGACCUUGGCCUGCUAGACGUUCAGGGCGGGCGGGUUGAGCGCACACAUGGAUAUGCCCCUAGUGAGAUCGACGUUGAGACGUACUUGUCCAACUUACAAACGAAGACGACACUCGACAUGAUUUCUGAUGGCUUGGAACGAUCCAUCCGCGAUUUUGAUACCUUUCUUGAGGAUAACGUGGCCAUGGAGUGGGACGCCCAGCGCAAGCGUAUUUAUCAGCACUUUGGCAUCAGGCCACGAGAGGACUCGGCCGCUGCUGCUCGGGAGUCCCAGGGUGGGUUUGGCCGUUCUAGGAGAAAGUCGCAGGCUGCUGGUGCUCGAACCGGCCGAAACAGUGUAUUGGGUAACACCAUGCUCCAACGAUCAGUUAUUGGCACUCCCAGCCGAAUUGGCACUCACCAGUCGGAGUUUUCUGACAUGGAUCGUUCCGCUGAUGCAUCGGGAUCCCUCAAAUCACGCGGUACUACUGAAGACCGAGUUCUUCGUGAAAGACAGGCCAAGUUGGCGGAGAAGGUUCGCACGCUCAACGUUGCUCGUGUUAGAAAGCAUCCAUUCCCUAUUCUUACGGAACUGGGUGAGGUGGAACAGAAGUCUCACGAGCCACAUGCGUCGCAUGUAGUUGAGGCUUACCGCGCUAUGAUUGAGAUUGUAGGGGAAGAUCCGGAGGCUGAAACAACAAUCAAUAGUGCGACAGCCAAGGAGCGCCAGUUUGCCGGCAUGUACUUGGAUGAAAACCCCAACUCUGCGGCUUCUAUCUCGAUGAAGAAACGAAUACUCCACGGCUCGACCGCCUUCCUCGAGAAGCAGUUCCUGAGGGAGGUCGAGUCUCUGAUUGCCAAGCAUCCUCAUGAAGCGAAGCUUGGUGGCUUGCCAGACAUCACCAGCAAAAUCAAGGCGUACAUCCGUCUUCGUUCUGCCAGAAAAGACUUGGUGCCUGACAAUACGGAGCUUCAGCAGAUCCAGGGCGAGUUUGUCUGGGCUGUGGUAUUUUACCUGCUGAGAUCUGGCCAUGUGAAUGAAGCAGCCCAGUAUGUCAACGACAACAGCAACCACUUCAGGGGAAUUGAUCGCACCUUUGCGACAUACCUCAACAACUACGCCGCCAGCGAGGACCGGCGGAUAACAAACAGAAAGCUGUUGGACCGAUGUACCAAUGAGUAUAUCCAGCGAUCGCGAAAUGCUCCCGAGAACUCUAUUGAUCCGUUCCGCAUGGCUUGUUACAAGGUCAUUGGACGAAUUGAGCUGAGCAACCGUAAUUUGGAUGGCUUAAACACCGAUAUCAACGACUGGAUCUGGCUGCAGUUCAACCUCGCUAGAGAAGGGGACAAGACAAUCGAGAUGGCUGGCGAGUCAUACGGUUUGGCAGAGCUGCAAUCGAGCAUCAAGGAAAUUGGACUCAAACACUUUCCAAAGUCGACUUCGGAGGAUACUACGAACGGCAGCUUCGGCAUGUUCUUUUAUCUGCAAAUCCUAGCAGGCAUGUUUGAGGAUGCCAUCGCAUACUUGUAUCCGUUUUCGUAUGUGGAUGCUGUCCACUUUGCGUUGGCACUGGUGUACUACGGACUGCUUCGUCCAAGCGAUCCCAUGUCCACAUCAAACGAUUUGCGCAGCUACAGUGUCAAGAAUCUGCCCCAGAUCAACUUUGGUCGCAUGAUUGGGUACUAUACGAGAGACUUCCGAGCUGCGGACGUAGUGUCUGCUGUGGAUUACCUCACUCUUAUCUGCCUCAACAAGGACCUAGGCGGCGAGGCUGGCGAGCGCCAGAGAAACCUGUGCCACGAGGCUUUGCGCGAAUUGGUGCUUGAGACUCGUGAAUUUAGCAAGCUUAUUGGCGAUAUUCGACCAGACGGCCGCGCUAUUCGUGGCAUCAUUGAAGAGCGCGGCGCUUUGAUUGGCCUCACAGAGGAGACAGACUUUGUCAACACGGUGACUUUGCAGGCGGCUAGUUUUGCAGAUGAGAGCGGCCGCACCACCGACUCAGUCCUCCUGUACCACCUGGCUGGUGAGUAUGAUACCGUGGUGGCCAUUGUCAGCCGGGCACUCAGCGAGGCCAUCUCUCUGGAGAUUGGUGAAGACCCAAUGCGUCUCAUGCCUGUCAAGCCCAGAGCCGGCGGCGCAGAAGCGGACUCUCAGCAGGGCAGCAGUCUCAGCCUAGCGUCAAUCGACGACCCCGUUGAGCUAGCAAGGACCAUGAUGACCAUGUAUGAGCGUGAGGUCAUGUUCUACCGCAAGAUCCAGGACCAGAACAAGACGGCAUGCCGUGUUCUCUUAGAAAUGAGCAGCAUUAAGAAGCUAGUUGAGGCCGGCCAAUGGGCUCAGGCACUGGAUAAAAUCCGCGGCCUUGAAAUCCUGCCUCUCGACGCAGCCGGCGACGCAAGCACCAUUCGUGCCUACGCAUCCAAAUUUUCGGGUCUAUCGCAGCCCGUCUCCAUCAAUGUUCCCAACCUGCUUAUGUGGACGAUUAUAUGCUGCGUUCGACAGAGGGAGCAGCUCAGCAAUGGGCAGUUUAGUGGCAAUGAGGGUACGAGGAAGAUGAUGGUGGAGCAGUUGAAGCAGAUGACGCUAGAUUUGACGACGUAUACUAGCAGUUCUAUGUGGGCCUUGUUUAUGUUUGAUAGACUUGUCGCGUUGCUGCAAGGCAUCAUGAGACAGAAUGGAAUUGGCUUAGAUGAUUAUUUCGAGAUGAUGAGAGCAACCGAUGAAACAGAACUUCCCAUGUUGCAUGCCUACUCCGUACCUUGUUACUCGCGAGCUUGUCAUCGGCAAUCCUUGGCCCACACGGACGAUCAAUCCGGUGGCCGUUGGCCAUCAGGGCUCGGAAUGGCCUCUGCUGCAAGCGAUGUGGUCGAUAGCCCAGAUGCGAGGUCGCCCAGUACCGCUGCCACUCCUGGCGCUGGUGGUACUGGGCCUGGAACCGGGGCAACUGGCAUCAAACGCGGCCUAGACGGCGAGGCUAGAUGUGAUGAGAAGGCCACCAGUGAUGGCGUGUCUGGGGUGAAGAAGAAGAAGACGGGGCCUGGGAGUCGAGGCGUGGCCAAUUUGACACCUGAGCAACUAGCCAAGAAAAGGGCAAAUGACCGGGAGGCACAGCGGGCCAUUCGCGAAAGAACCAAGAACCAGAUUGAAGCCCUGGAAAAACGCAUCCGGGAACUGACAAACCAGAAGCCCUAUCAGGAACUUCAGGCUGUUGUCGGGGCCAAGGAGGCAGUUGAGCAGGAGAAUGCUGAUAUCAAACGUCAGUUGGCAAACAUUAUUAGCAUUCUGAAACCAAUUGUUGGUUCAUCAACAUCGGGAGAAGCCACACAUGUUCCACCAACUGAUACAUUUUCCCCGCCAACAACGGCGGUGCCAAGCCCAGGCAUUCAUCAGUAUAGUGCUACUACACCCGCAACAACGGCUUCUCCUGCCGCAAACCUGGAUCAAAUCCAACCACAGUUGCAAAAUCACCCACAGCAUGUGUCACCUGGUCUCAGCGAUGACUUGAUUGGGCCGCCAGAUGCCCACACGGGCUCGUAUAUGGCACAAUUGCACAACCAGAAGCUUCAGCUGCGUCAAGGACUCAAUAUGGGUGGAGAACGGCUGGGACUGGACUUCUUGCUACGGCCAGGUGAGCGUGCGAGUAGGAUUCAGGCUGGCGCCAACGGUGCUCAAGACUCGCCGCAGUAUCGUCAUGUUCCCAUGAAGCACGACUGGGCGGCCAGCCAGAACGAGCAAGAAGGCCAUCACCCCUGGGCCUCGUCAGACCCUUCCGGCCAACUGCCCGAGUCCUCAGGAUCCGACGGGUACCGACAGGCAGGCAGUCCAUCCGGCAUACCACAUCACCCUGGGGCACUGCAACAACAUAAUUCAGAAACAAACCCCAACGGCCUUCCUUUCUACGCACAGCAACUCAAGCAUAGUCAUCCUUCGUGUCCGUUGGAUUCUUUGCUUCUCAACUUCCUCUCGGAACGCCGCCAACGCAUUGCCGAUGGUGUUCCCAUCCGAGAAGUCAUUGGUCCGCGAUACCCGUCUGUGUCAUCACUUCUCAAUCCGUCCAACAGCGUAUAUAGCCAUCCCCUCUCUCGAGUAUUCACCGACAUUCUCUCCACAUUCCCCGGUAUAUCGCGGCUACCAGAACGCGUCGCUUGCCUCUACGUCAUGUUUCACCUAAUGCGCUGGCAAAUCUCACCCACUCGCGAGAAUUUCGAGCUCAUCCCUGAAUGUUUGGUUCCCAAACAGCCGCAAAUGGAUUAUGCUCACCCGGCAUGGCUUGACAUGUUACCAUUCCCUACCAUGAGAGAACGACUAACCCAAAUAUGGAACCCUCGUCAAUACGAUCUGGACAAUUGGUUCAUCCCCUUUACGACGUCACUACGAGUUAGUUGGCCCUAUGAGGAGGCGGAUGCGCUUUUAAUGCUUCCAGACUCAGACGAAGUCGUGAUAAAUCCAGUGUUUGAGCGGCAUAUACGGAAUCCCGACAACUGGAAGCUCGGAAGGAGGUUUGCAAGAGCAUUCCCAGAAUUAACAGGCACAUAUGCGUUGGAUCCCUCGAUAGAUUGCUAG